GCACAGGGAAAGGGGAAGAAGGAGAAAAGAAGAAGAGUUGGGUGUACGGACACAAAGGCCAUCAGGAGUUUGCACUCAGAGAGAGUGUGUAGGGUUUAAUUCCUUCAGAGGAGAAGUGAUGCAAAGAUGCCUCUUGGUGCCAGAGUGCCACCGAGGUCAUCUGCUAGCUGUGCUAAGAUGAAGACCACACGGAGCACCUGGACUCCUCUCAACCACCCGGUGUCCAACAGCAAGGUGUUUGAAGAGAGGCGGAACCUUCUGGCAAAGUGGUUCGACAGGUGGUCUGACGGCCAGAGGAAGGCGGUGCUGCAGGACUUAGUGCUGAGCUGUUCGGUGGAGCAGCUGAGCUUCCUGAGCGUCAGCGUGAGCACACGGCUCCCCCUGCAGGCCGCAGACCUCUCCUGCCUGCUACCCAGAGCCCUCUGCCUCUACCUCUUCUCAUUCCUGGACCCACGCAGCCUCUGUCGAUGUGCCCGGGUGAGCUGGCACUGGAGGAGCAUAGUGGAACUGGACCAGCUGUGGAUGCCCAAGUGUGUGAGGCUGGGCUGGUGCAUCAGCUUCUCCCCCGGCCCGUUGGAGCAGGGCGUCUGGAAGAGACACUACAUCCAGACUGUGCAGGAGCUGCAACUCACCUCGCUGCAGGUCGGGAGAUCAGAUCCAGAGCCAGCUCACCGGUCACAUAUCAAGUACUAUGGCUCAGGACAAACCCUCAUGCAGAACAGAGCGAUGUUACAGUGUAAUGUCCACCUCCAGGCCACCUCAUCCCAGCAGCAGUAUGUGGUUCCACACGUUUCCGCCGUCAGCAGGAGACGUGAAGAUCCGUCCGGACCGGCCUUCAUGGGUGAGGAGCCUUCAGCGCCCAUCACCCCAUCAGCUGGAGGCAUCUCCAGGACGGGAUCAAGAGGAGAGAAGCAGCCGUGGAGAGACUCUGACAGACGUCCCACAGACACACUACGCUUCAACUACCUGGACAACCUGGACCCCAGUGAAGAAGCGCUCCGAGCGGCAGUGAACAGCGGAGCCUCCGCCCGCCGCAGCAACGCAUGGAGGCCAGGCGACGGCAGCCAGAGGACACUGUCUGAGGCGCAUUACAAGCUGCGCAAAGCCAAGUCGCUGAUGUUCCUCAGCUCCAACUGCAGACCCCAACAUCCUCCUCUUCCUCCUCCUCCUCUUCCUCCUCCUCUUCAUCAUCCUGCUCUUCCUCCUCCUCUUCAUCAUCCUGCUCUUCAUCAUCCUCCUGAGACCCAAUCGCGACCAUCUUGGGCGUCUCACAGUCUCGACCUCCCCGUCACCAAGGAGACCGCCAUGGGCAUGCUGCGCCUCACCCGGUGGAACGCCGGGAUCCGUCCGGGGCCGGUGAGGUCGGCGGUGCCCCGGCUGAGCGUGGAGGCGCUCAGGGCGUCCCGGCGCUCCCACCGGAGUGCUCCCACUACACCACUGUCCUGGACUGGGUCUGCUCCACACACACAUCAGCAGGACGUCAGAACCACAGCUUCAGGACCAGAUUCACAGCCACAGCUCUACAGUCGGAAGGUGUAGUUUGAUGUAUAUUUGUACAUGGAAUGCAUUCUACAAAUACUAUUCAUGUGCAUGUUAUUGAGUAAAGGCAGCACUGGAUGGAGAUGAGGAGAGACAUUCUGAUGACAUCUUGAUGUUUCAUGUCAUUAUUAUAAGAGUAGACUUGACUCCUAAUGUAGAACUUUAAAUAAGUUCCCAGGGUUUCACACAAGGAACAAAACGCUUCUUGAAGAAGAAAACCACUCAUGAACAUGGAAAGAUUUUGUUAAAGAGGCAGUUUUUAGCACAAGCUGUAAAUAAAGUUAAUAGCCUCGUCGUUAUUAUAGGACGGCAUCUUAUAGAAUAUUUUAACAGUUCUGCUCAGUAAUGAUGUCUCACAUUUAAACAUAGCGUAUAAAGGAUAGGAUGACACGAAAAUGCUAAACACUCGUCUGUGAAUAUUUCACAUCAAAACUGAUGUGAAAUAUUGCAACAGUUGCAUCACUUUUUCAGUAAAAGAUUUGAAUAGACUCAUACAGCCAGAGACCCAACGAGGAUCAGAGCAGCGUCCAGUCUGUCUGAGCUCAGCUGUUGUAUAACCUGAACUACUGUAAGAUAAUAAAUUGAUGACUCUACUUUUAGCAGAAUGCUCUGGUAAGCAGUUACACAGUGUGUAUGUCUAGGGCUUUUAUUGUGAAAGGUAAGAACAGGAUGAGUGGAUCUGGUCUGUGCUGCUUUUGUAAAGAUUGGAAGGUCCUGGUUCAGGACUACUGAGCCUCUGUGUUGUUGUACAAUAUAUUGUAUGUUUUCAAUAUGUCUGUUUAACACAACGUGAUUGGUUGACAUCUUUAUUUGCAAUGUGAAAGCUCAGAAAAAAUGUAACUUAUUACUAAAAAAAAAAAAAUCACGCCACUUUUUUGCAGCGUCUGGUAUGAACAAAACCACUCUAGUAUGUCAAAAACAGUUUGCAAAAAUUUAUCAACUUGCAAAUGAAUCGCAUAAAAUACCCCCUAGUAUGUGAAGACCUUAACGGUGCUUGUUUUUGAUAGCUUUGAGCAGAUGUAAUUGUUUAAAUGUCCACUGUGGCUGUUUGGAUGAGCUGGUCCUCUCACAGUCCUGAUGAUGAUUACAAUAAAUGAACAGUUCUUUCAUUUCAAGCUAGUAUAGGCUGUCCUGUGUGGAAUGUAACAAAGUAAAGUUACUAAAGUACUGUUUCAAGUACACAUUUUUACUUGUACUUUACUUGUGCAUUUCUUUUCAUGCUUUCUACUUCUACAGUGUACUUUUUACUUCACUACUUUAUUUGAUAACUUCAGUUAUUUUACAAAUGAAUUAUUAUUUUUUUUUUUUACAUACAAAGAGCGAAUAAAGUAUUUUUGUUAUAACUUAAUUACAGCCUGAAUGAUAAUUCAACUAAAAAAACGUUUUUUCCUUAUUUGUGCAAAACUGUGGAUUUAUUGCUUUUUCCUUUCAUUGUAUGAAUAAUAAAUAAGUUCAAUGAA
Molecule: messenger RNA, 2999 nt
Organism: Anarrhichthys ocellatus (wolf-eel)
Lineage: Eukaryota; Metazoa; Chordata; Actinopteri; Perciformes; Anarhichadidae
Gene: fbxo16
Product: F-box protein 16
Exons: 8
Coding region: 127-1539 (470 amino acids)
Molecular function (GO): protein binding
Source: RefSeq, a predicted model, not a curated record